AUGAAGAAAUCAAAUUUCUUUACCCGUCUGUCCUUUGGCUCAGACAGAAAGUCGGCCGAAGAGACUAUCGACAACUCAGACAGAGAAUCACUCGAAGAAGUUAUCGGCGACCCAGACAGAAAUUUGGUCGAACAAACCAUCGAAGACUUAUACCAAAAGAUUGACAACACUUCUGAGUCAGUCUUAGAAGACCAGCAUAUUACAGAGCUGCCAAUAAGCAUUUCCGAGUUAGACAUGACUAGUCAGGAAAGCCAAAAUAACACAACAGAACUGCUCUCGUUCUUCAAACCCAUGAGCGAUGAAGUCUACAACGGUUACACCAUCUUCGAGAAGGACGACGCCUCCGAGACAAUUGAGACUUUAGGCGAACCUUAUCCAGGUUUGAGUACUAUCGCUAUCGCCGAUGGUCUCAGUUCGGACCUUGCCUGGUUCGUGAAUUGUGCACACAGGAAUGAAAUUCCUAGAGAUGAAUACGGGUUCAUGUCAACUCUUGGUAGCCUCACCGGAUGGCUUUUUCAACAUAGCCUCUAUGAUUACGGCAUCGACGUGAACUAUUUUCAUCACAUAUUCAACAGUCGAAAAACGAUACCAGAAACUAGGUACCAGGGACACUGGAGGAGAUUUCCAAAUGCCGAUACAGAAAUAAAGCCACAUUUCAUGGUCACCAUCAGCAUUGAUUUGAAAAAAGAGGAGAAGCUUCUUCGAGUAGAGGCGCUUGCAAUUUUGGCAGCUAUGAAGGGUUGUUUCCAGGAUCGUCGGUUGAAGAAGCACGUUGUCUUUCCUAUUAUGCUCUUUUCAUUCAUGGGUGAGUAUGGACGUGUCAUCCAGGCUUAUUACGAUGGACAACGUUUCGUCAUUCGCAAGAGCCGAUUGUUUUCAUUUCGGAACUCUACGAUCACCACUCUGGAUUUGUUCGUCCGGUAUGUCGCCAAUACGCCAAUAGGGAACACAAAAGGGCUCCUGAAGCAAAUAUCAACGCAGCCGAACUGCAGUGAAGUGGACUCAAAUGUCGAGACUGAUAUCCGUAAAGAGCAUCCAAAGAUCCAUACCAACGAUUCGCCAAAAAGACGAUCCAUCAAAGUUCUAAUUACUUCGGUGCCACCUGGACUGAAGCGCAAGAGGGACAGUGUUUUUCAUCGACACAAGGGACCAACUGAUUAUACCAGUAAGAGGGCUAUUGCUCAGGAAUUGAUGUGA
This is a messenger RNA of Talaromyces amestolkiae, 1197 nucleotides long. RefSeq lists its product as uncharacterized. The transcript has 3 exons. NCBI's taxonomy places the organism in Eukaryota, Fungi, Ascomycota, Eurotiomycetes, Eurotiales, Trichocomaceae. The coding region runs from base 1 to 1197 and encodes 398 amino acids. The record is from RefSeq and is a predicted model, not a curated record.